Symbiodinium natans is the source of this 1683-nucleotide messenger RNA. Lineage: Eukaryota; Dinophyceae; Suessiales; Symbiodiniaceae. The record is from the annotation of a GenBank genome assembly.
AUGGUUCGUGUUCAAUAUUUCUGCAAUCGCUUGAAAACUCCAGGAGAUUGUCAGCAGUACUCGUGCCCUGUGGCGCAGUGGCAAGUCCCACUGCUUCAGGAGCAGGCCUUUAUGGAUUCCCUAGCCUCCUUCUUGGAUUGCCGCCUAGCAGCGGUUGCAAGGAGUGUAACGCAGCCCGGAGUGACGUAUUCUUCCUCGGGCAUUUGUAGCAGCAGUUUGAGCAUUUGGCAGGAUGCCUGCCCUCAGAGCUAUUGCGCAUCGUUGACCACCGCAGCCAAUAUGUGGAAAGCGGUCGUCGCUGGAAGCAGCACCGGACCGUUCCUGGAUUUCCUUCAGGUUUCUGCGGCCCUUGUGCCAAGCAACUUUGAGUUAGCCAUGAGCUCCCUGGCCAUGGAAACAAGCAGGCCUUCGGAAGCUUCGGAGCUCUUGAACGGCCUCGGCCAGUCAACCUGUGUGGCUCUUCCAUGCAGCAAGCAGCCGCAUGCUCCGCUGCAGGCUUUGGCGGCCAUGGCCCUCCCGUAUGCCGACAGUGCUGAGCCUCGGGCACGCCUGGCCAUUGAAGGUGUACCGUCGCCAAAAGUUCUUUGUGGCGAGCUGGUCGUUGACGACAACCUGGUCCAAGACGAGACCUUAUCGUCGAACAACGCACGGCCUCGACAAGCAGUGAUGCCUGCGGAAGAGGACUUUGAGUCCUCCUCGUGGAUAUCAGCGUGGGACUGCAUCAAGGAUCCCGAGAGUGGCUUCCCGUCUGCUUUCGUUGCGUCUCCGACGGAGCCGCAAGAAGCACCGACUGAGGAAGAAAGCAACUCCGAGCCGGAUGCCGAGGCUGUGGAGGAAGCACCCACGAAGCUGAUGAAUGGCCGACUCCCUGUCAAGCCAACAUCUUCACCACCGAAAGUGUGGAGGCCGCACUGCAGAUCGGUGCCUUUGGUGGCACGCUUGACUGACACGGUGCAGGCUCCAAGUGGUGAGGAGGAGUAUGACCGGCAAGAUAAGCGGCAACGUGAUCACAGCUUGAGCGGUAUGAGGGUUGAAGUCCAGAAGGAGACCAAUGCUCAGAAUGUUGAGCGAAGUGAGGACAGCAAGAGGCAACGUAGAAGACCGCGGAGUCUUUCAACAACGUCUUCAAAGCCUCCACUGCUGCCUUCAGCCAAAGAGCUCCCACCAGUCAAGAGCUUUUCUAUCGGCAUAGAUGGCCAGCCCAAGUCCCGUCUUGUGGGCCGACACCGAACCGCAAUCGCGGCUGCAGCUGCCUUGUCUUUGGAUGCAGAGAUUCCUCUUGGGCCCCUUGAACCCCAAGAGGCAGAGGCACCCGACCUUUUGCAAAGGCCGAGCUUGGAGUCCAUGGCUGCCAUGGCUCGUGGAGACAGUCGUGGAGAUCUUCUCAAACCCAGCCCAGGUUUGCAGAAAGCCCGGCCAUACACGCGACAUCGCGCUGCUAUCCGGGAUGCCAGAGCACUUUGCCUGAAUGCUGAAUCAGACAUAGACAGGCUCACAGCACCCCGCUUACUCAGGGUGCACUCAGUUCCAACUGAAGCUGCAUCAGAGAGCUCCAACAGCUCCAAGAAGCCACCGCGAGCAACGAGCGAAACACGCCAGCGUGCUGUGUCGUCUUCGUGCAGGAUGCGAGCUCAUCUGGAAUCUAGGUCGCCCACGCUGAUCCAUGAUGGCCCAAAGUGCUAG